CCGAUAUAUGUCCAGCCGACCGACAACACUGAAUUGGCAAGAGGAGGAAGCGGAAUUCUUAAAUGAGGGCCUGCAUGCACAGACCCGAUCCGUACGUACAGAGUGGAAAAUGAAUAGAAGCGAGUACACCCUUAUUAAAAAGGCCAACAAGAUGCUAGCUAAGCCACGACGACCCCGUCCACGCGGCGGCUCCAACGCCGGCCGGGGCCGGAGGAGAUCCACCGAUGCUGACAAGAAACACGCACCCCCCAACCCCGACGCUCCCAUGGACAACAGUCGUGUGCUUGCUACCGGUGGAGUGGGAAAGAGGAAGAAGGCCAAGAAGAAUAGCCAACCCCAACCCUCUACUGUUGCUCCGCAGGGUGUCGAGCAGCCUCAGCCUGUCCAAGAGGUCCACCCUAUCCAGCAGGUUCCUCUUCAUCAGGGUCAUUAUGAGGACAUGUUGAUCGACGGCCGGUUCGGGUCAGAUCAGCCGCACCAUUUUUCUGGGCACUUUCAGGCUGCUCAGGAUGUGACCAUGGAGGCCGGUCAGGCUAAUCCUGCCAACGUUGUGGGAUGGAUCGAACGGAUUUCCCUGGAGGAUCCGGUUCACGAGAUCUUGGAAAAGGUCGGCUCUUUGGCAAGCCAGAUCUGGUCCACUUCUGCCUACUUCAAUAAUUUUUCGCACCCCAAACUCUCGAUCGAUCGGGCAGAGGAAUGUGUUGCCCUAACGGCCUUGAAGGUACCUUUCUUCCUUCUCCUCCUGUUCUUUUAUUACGUAAUUCCUUUAUAUUUUUUCUGGAUUUCUGUAGAUGGGGUUGUAUAACCUGCAACUGCGGGAUGCCCGUUUGGCCAAGGAACGGGAGUUGAUUAUUACCCAAACCUCUGCACAGCAGGCUGCUGCUGCUGCCACUGCUGCUGCUGAGGCUGAAUGGAAGGUCUUUGCAGAUGUAAAGCAGAGGUUAGAGGAUGAGUUGGGUGGACUUCUGGUUCAGCUCGCCGCUUCCUAGGCCAAGGUCUUCGCAGCUGAGGCCGCUCAGGUCAGGUUUGAGGAGGCGGCCUCCCGUAUCCCGGAUGGUCCUUAUGAAGUGAACAUGGACCUGUCUACCGUCCGGGAAGUGUUCAAAUCUUCUGCUGAGUUUGGAUCCAUCAAGGAAGAGUAUGCCACGCAACAACUCCCAGCUACCUUUGGGGCUUAUCUUGAGAAGUUCCCCAAGGGUGUUGAACGGGGUAAGGCGGGAUUGAAACUUCUUGACCAGGAUCCUCGGGGCAAGCGUUGGAACAAUUCCCUGGCCGCUGAUCUCUACGUCAUGGGCUGCCAACACAUCUUACGAC
Cuscuta europaea is the source of this 1314-nucleotide messenger RNA. The record is from the annotation of a GenBank genome assembly. Lineage: Eukaryota; Viridiplantae; Streptophyta; Magnoliopsida; Solanales; Convolvulaceae.